CCAUGGAGAAGCAUUGCUUACAGAUCCGUGGACAUCUGAAGUUGCAAUGCUGAGCCAACCACCUUUUCAUUAUCCUCGUUUAUAACCGUGGGAUUUUUAUUAUUAUUAAUUAUUUUAUCACAUCAUCAAAACGAUUCACUAUCGGAAUGAAACUCUUUGCUUGAGAAAAUAUGUUUAACUUCGGGAGCUGCUUGGUGUGAUGCCGAGGGGUGACCGCAGCAUAGCUGCAGCAGCAGAGCAGUGCUUCCUGCACGGUUGGCUGGGACAGCUCGAGCUCUGCCACGGGUCACGCUGCCGCUGGGCGCAGCUGCACGUGGGCACCGUGUCACCUCGUGGCAAAUGGCGUGUGGUUACCAGUUCUGUCUGCCCACAGAUGAGGAAAGGCUGCAGCUGUUUGUAUGUGUGGUCAGCAAAAAAGGCCGCUUACUACUUACUGUAUAAAAGCCUUAAGAAAGUUUUUCCUCUUCUCUUUAAGACGUGUCGGAAGAUGUUUUGAUGAAUGUUGCAACAGUUUGCUCUAGUCUUGUGCUCAGUCCAUACUGAUGGCCUGGCAGGCUUAUAUCAGAACCUGCAGGCUGCCUAGGCCCCUUUGAAGGUGUUGGCCUGGUGGGGAGCGCCUCUCUGCUUUGUUAGAUUUUAAGUUUAACUACAGGCACCCGAGUCUUCUUUCCAGAAGUGAAAUUACUCCUUGCCACUUUGUUUCAAUGUAUUUGAAAGUGGUUUUAUACAUUAUUCUAUAGAGAAAUCACACUACAUUUUAAAACGUGAUUGAUACUUUAAAUUGUUUCUUAAAGGCUAGUCAUUUUCCCUAGGCAAAGCGUUACUCAUCUUUAUCAUAACACCAGUUGUUUUUCUGAAUUCCAGGGAGUUUUUGCUGGCCAUUUAAUCCACUCCUCUGCAUGGAGUGGUGGUACAUUUUUGUUUGGUUUAGUGACAGUGUCGGUACAGCUGUGAGCACCAUUUGCCAUUCCUCAAAACUAAGCAGCCUUCUUUCCAAGUGUUAUACUUGAGAUAGUCGGUACCACUCCAGUUACUAACUGAUAAAGAGGAAUUUUGGUUUUAUUUCCACUUCACGAUCUGAAAUAUAAGCAUUUCCCUUGCAGCUCCCCGGGACAAUAGUAAAAGUAGGAUAUCUUGCCAUGACACAGCAGUGGGCUUUGUCUCAGUAUACGACCUUUGUCUCUAUUUCAUACAUGCAAUGGUAUGUGAUUGAUUUAACUUGUACAGUCUAUUCUGGCAAAUGCACUAUUUAUUACUGGACACUGAGCAUAGAGUUCUACAAUAAAAGAUAAUGAAAUGCUGUAAUAGGACAAGUCGUCUUUCUGAUUGCUGCAACAAUACCACUUGAGUUACAGAAUGACCAUUUUGUAUUUCUUCUUAAAAAAGGCCUUGUUUUCAUGUUUGAAAUGAGAAGAGUUGACUGCAAGUAGCAGCUAUUUUUCUUCUUUCUGAUUUUUGUUUAUAGAAGCACUUCCCCAGUAACUUCAGCCUACGCCAUCUGAAGCUGCUGCAGCUCUCUCCUCUGGCUGGGACCCGUCAGCCACGCUGUUCAGCCCAGUCCCUGAUUGUCCUACCAUGGCCAGCCAGUUCGCGGCUUUGUGUUUCCAUGCUCUUCAAUCAGAUGGCUUUAGAGAUCCGAUGAGCACAGUUUGUGAAGUCUGAUCUUUAGGAACCUCAUAAAAUAGGUGUUUGGAGCUUCCUCAUCUUGAAAGACCAGACAUUGGAAGAGCUGCCAUAUGCUUUAUUUUGGUGACAGGAUUUAAUUUACUGACUGUGUUUUAAAGGUGGUAACAGGAGACUGCAUAACUAGUAAAGUUAUUGCAUUUGCAGGUUUUAGCCAAGCAGAGCUUUCUUUGUUUGUUUGCACUGUGUAAUUUCUAGUGAUGCUGUUGUAGCCUAUCACAGAUGUGACAGGAGAUCCACAUUGUUUUUAACUAAGGUUUCUUUGUUGACCACCUCAUUCCCAGUUGGAGAGCUUUGCUGUCACUGCAGACAUGAUUUAAUAGGAUGAUGUGAUGUCUUGUAAGCCUUGGGCAGCACAACUUUUAGGGAUGAGCUGAGAAAAUUCUUCGGGUACAGGCGGCUGCUAUGAGUAGCUGACACAACACAAGUACUUAAGUUCAGUCAUAGUGCUAGAAUGAAGAUUUAUCAGCAGCUGAAAGUCAGACGUGGUUCCAUGAAGACAUGAGGUUGGAGUCUGGGAAGUUGUUUUGUAGUGUAGGGGGGUUUGGUUUUGUGCAUUGUUGUUUAUUAUACUUGUUACUGUAGAAUACAUUAAGGCAAAGAAGGCUUCUUUGCAAGUAAACUAGAAAAGCUCAUACCCUUAUUUCUAAGGCACAUUCUCGUGCCGGAUCACGUAUUUGCCUAAACUGAGUAUGUGAAGCCCUGUGUACACCACUUCUGUGCUAUGAAGUUCUCAGCAUGUUGCAGAUGGACAUAACUGGUACCUUACAUACCAGAAACACUUGUUUGGGCCGAGGGUAGCACAAAAAGUGCCUGGCUCCAGUUAGGGGGAUCCUGAACUGAUGUUUGAUGCCGAGUGAUGCUGUGUGCACAUAAGGGAAGCUCUUGGGCAUAGGGGAAAGAGGUUGGCUUCUUAUUUUGCCAGGAGUUUUGAUAUGCUUAACGUUAUCCAAUACCGGCAACUGAGGUAGUCUAAAUACCGCAGCAGGGACUGAUUAGCUUUUUCAGAUCACUGCUUUUAUUUGCUGUUCGCAAAGAGGCUUAAUCCAGUGCUGGAGAUCAGGCUUCCCACUGGGCUCGUGGGUAGCUUUCCCUCAGCCUUUGUGCUGCAGUGGCAGAAAUUAGUGAGGAGCUCCUCCUGCCACCAGCUGUAGGGCUGUGAGGCAGCGGCACUGCUCCUGGCCGUGAGCAGUGAUGGCCCAGGGAAAGCAGAACGUGGGCUUCUGCUGGGCAGUGUGCUAGCUGAGUGUGCGAUGGAGCCGUCAGUGCAUUAGCACGAUGGCAUGGGAUUUUAAUGUUUUUAAUUGAGCUUUGAGCCUUGCUGCUGUUACAUGGCGCAGUGUGUGUGCUGUGGGGCCUGCUUGAUUAGGAACGGUGGGCAGGGCUGGGUUUGGGUUUGGGUUUCAGUGGGGCUUUCCUCCACGAAAAUAAAACAGAACAAAGCGCUGGCUGUGGCCAAGCUCCUGAUUUCCCUGCAAGCAUUGCAUCACUGCAAAACAGCAGGAAGAUCUUGACACCCUGAGCAGGGCUAUGAAGUAACAGGGAAAGAAGCUCUGUCACAAACGAGUGGCUCCCGAACAAAGGGUGCUUCUAGGUGCCUUUCUGUUGAGAGUCCUAACAUUUCAAUGCAGCUGCAUAAAAAUACUCUUUGUUCUAUGUAUUAAUAUUAUUUGGGGUUGCUUUAAUCAGUUUUGCCUUCCACCAAAACUGAAAUAUACCCACAAGUCCUGCUAUAACUCUGCCUAAGUGCGCAUCUAUUACACUUACUGACCGAUGUACAAAAGCAUCAGGAAAUUCAGAAGGCAUUUUCUGAACACUUUCCAUUGCAUGGUGUGGGCUCCUUUCAUAGCUCUUCAUACAUUGUACCAAUAUGAUUAAUUUUGCUAACAAGAAAAGGGGAACGCAAGUAGCUAGUGAUGGAUUUAUUUCUCUUCCAUAUUUUUAUACAAAGGAAGUUUCCUGAAUAGGCUUUAUAUUUCUCAUGACUGGUUUUUUAUAUUAUCAUUAUUAUGAUAGAACUCACAACUUUUACUGCUCAAAAAUAAUUCCUUUCUUUGUUUCAUGAAUUAGAAACAAUGAGGAGAAGCCGAAGUCUGCCCAAGCCAGGUGUUUCUUGUUGGCAGCCUGCUCCCUAAUGACUCUGGCUCUCAUACAGCAGCUGCCUGCUAGCCUCCUUUGUAUGGCCCAUUGUUGCUGCACACCCCUCGUUAAUACACAUGCUGCCCGGGGCAGCCCCUGUGAAUGACAUCAACUUGCUUAUCUUAGAAACCCCAAACCUGAUGCAGGGCGGGGAGGUUGCCUUGCAUCUGCCUGGCCAACUAAUUGUGAGCGCUGUGGGUUGUGAUUGGCUCCCCUUCCGCUCGGUAAUAGGUUAAGCAAAGACAUUGCGGGUCCAUCUGUUCGUCCAUUCAUUGUUCUGCUCGCUCGCCUCAAGUCUGCAGCUGAAAUCGUGUUAAGGAGUUGCUUCUGGAACAGCUACAAGAAACCAAUGCCUGUGUGCUUUCCAGCGAACGAAUACGGAGCGCUUUAUAUUCAGGAAUACAAGAAAAACAGCAAAGUGGAGUCAAGUACAUGCAGCAGCUUCAUGGGCUUGAAGGAUCAUCUAGGGCGUGACUUAGGCCAUCUUUAUGUGGCGAGCACUGGCACACAAAUAAAUGCAAUUGUACCUUGGUCAAUGGCGGAGAAGCCGACGAUGGAUAAGGUUAAUUCUAGGAAAGAGGAUGUAGACAAGGAGGCAUCUGAAGAGACUUCAGGAAGCUCCAGCUGUGACUCUGAAGAAAGCACAAAUUCAGAUAAUGAUUCAGAGAGACUGAAUAGUUCUGCAUCAGAAUCACAUUUAUUGCCUAAGACUCACCGACAGCUGUGCCGAUCUCCUUGUUUAGAGCCUCAUAUACUUAAAAGAAAUGAAAUUUUGCAAGACUUUCGGAUAGAAGAGGCUCAGACAGUACCGAAGGAAGUCGAAAAGCCCCCUGAUGUGGUGAAAGAAUAUCAAACCAAACUGGAGUUUGCACUUAAGUUGGGUUACUCUGAAGAGCAGGUUCAACUUGUACUAAAUAAACUUGGUACUGAUGCUUUAAUAAAUGAUAUUUUGGGAGAACUUGUCAAACUUGGGAAUAAAACUGAGACAGAUCAGUCUGUAACUAAUGCUAACACUAGUGUAAUGCGUGAAGCGUCUUCCAUAGAGUCUCAGAGGUCAGAAUCUCCGCUGCAGGAGGAUGUGACGGAGGAUGGUGACAACCUGAGGCCAAUAGUUAUUGAUGGCAGCAAUGUUGCAAUGAGCCAUGGGAACAAAGAAGUCUUUUCGUGUCGAGGAAUCAAACUGGCAGUAGAUUGGUUUUUAGAAAGAGGCCACAAAGAUGUUACCGUGUUCGUGCCAGCGUGGAGGAAAGAACAGUCAAGACCUGAUGCCCUUAUCACAGAUCAAGAAAUCUUGCGUAAAUUAGAAAAGGAGAAGAUUCUUGUAUUCACACCAUCCCGCCGAGUGCAAGGGAGAAGGGUGGUGUGCUACGAUGACCGGUUUAUAGUGAAGUUGGCCUUUGAGUCAGAUGGCAUCAUUGUUUCUAAUGAUAACUACAGGGAUCUAGCAAAUGAAAAGCCUGAAUGGAAGAAGUUCAUAGAUGAACGCUUGCUAAUGUAUUCGUUUGUUAAUGACAAAUUUAUGCCUCCUGAUGAUCCCCUUGGCCGCCAUGGCCCAAGUCUGGAUAAUUUUCUUAGGAAGAAGCCUAUUGUGCCAGAACAUAAGAAGCAACCGUGUCCAUAUGGGAAGAAAUGUACCUAUGGACACAAAUGCAAAUACUAUCAUCCGGAAAGGGGAAAUCAGCCUCAGCGAUCUGUAGCUGAUGAACUUCGUGCCAUGUCUAGAAGUACAGCUGCCAAAACUACAAGUGAAGGAGGACUGGUAAAAAGCAAUAGUGUUCCCUGUAGUACUAAGAAUGAUGGCACUUCUGAGCUUAAGCGUGCCACUCCGAAGAGGCAGUCGGAUCCUAGUAUAAGGACUCAAGUCUAUCAGGACUUGGAGGAAAAGCUUCCCACCAAAAACAAAUUAGAAACCAGGUCUGUACCUUCUUUAGUUAGUAUACCAAGUUCCUCUGCUGCAAAACCCCAAAGUACUGCACCUUUAACCAACGGCCUUCCAUCUGGAGUUCAUUUUCCACCUCAGGAUCAAAGACCACAGGGACAGUAUCCUACAGUGUUGAUGGCAACCAAAAAUCACGGAACACCAAUGCCUUACGACCAGUAUCCAAAAUGCGAGUCUCCUGUGGAUGUAGGGUAUUACUCUAUGCUGAAUGCAUAUUCGAGUCUGAGUAUAUCUGGUCCACGUAGUCCUGAAAGGCGCUUCUCCUUGGACACGGAUUAUAGGAUUAGCUCUGUAGCUUCUGACUGCAGCAGUGAAGGGAGCGUUAGUUGUGGCAGCAGCGAUUCCUACGUGGGUUACAGCGAUCGCUCUUACAUGAGCUCUCCUGACCCACAGCUGGAGGAGAACUUGAAGUGCCAACAUAUGCACCCCCAUGGCCGCCUUAACUCUCAGCCAUUCCUACAGAGCUACCACGAGCCUCUAACACGAGUGCAAAGUUAUAGUCAUGAAGAACCAAAGCAUCACCACAAACCUCCAAUUCCGUAUAUGGCUGUGCAUCUCCAGCAUCCAACCAUCGGUGCUCGUUCUAGUUGUCCAAAUGACUACUCUGCAUCUCAGAGUUCGUCGCACUCAAAGACCAUGCACACGGGGAGAGCCCUCGUGUCCACGAGGAUAGAUAGCAUUUCAGACUCACGUUUGUACGAUAAUUCUCCACUGAGACACAGAAAGCCUUUUGCUGGCCAAGAUGGGCUUGGAAGCUGGGACAGGCAGGGCUAUGGGAUGGAUGCCUACGGCUACCGUCAGACCUACUCUCUGCCCAGUAACCCCACGCAGCCGUGUUACGAGCAGUUUGCCUUCCAAAGCUUACCGGAGCAGCAGGACCAGACCUGGCGUGUACCGUACUGUGGAAUCCCUCAAGACCCCCUGAGGCACCAAGACACCAGGGAGAAGGUGUACAUAAACCUGUGCAACAUCUUCCCCCCCGAUCUUGUGAGGAUUGUCAUGAAAAAGAACCCUCACGUGACAGACGCCCAGCAGCUCGCCGCAGCCAUCUUAGUGGAGAAAUCUCAGCUAGGUUAUUGAGAGAUGAUGCAUCUUUGUGGUGUCCAGUAGUUUUCAGCUCAGCUCUAACGCUGAGGGAGGUUUGCUACAAUAGCAUUUGGGAUCUCCUUCUCAGCAAGGAGGUUAUAUAGUAAUCCAUUUAUGUGAAAUACUGUAAUACGGAGUCUGUAUGUAUAGCCCCAUGCAUCGGAGUACCUGAUAUGUUUUGUGUUCUAGUUUGAAAAUUUUUUAAAGGCUAUUUUCAUGGCUGGAGAAAGCUCCGGUUUAAAUUAAUAUAUAGAGAUAUAUAUAUACAAAAAUCUGUGGUCUCUGAUUAUAAUCUUUGGUGCAUCAGGGGUUUAUAUGCAGCACUUUCUAUCCUUGUUACAUGUUGUUGCGAUUUUGGGAUUUGUUUUUUAACUUGCUGGAUGUUGGUCCUGCACGGUGUUAAAACAACCUGCAGAGAGGAUUUUGCUACUGCCAGCAGACAAUUGUCAAGCCAAGUUUUUGAACUUUUUACACCACCGUGUUUGUUCGUUUAUUUGUUUGUGGCCUUUUUUUUGUGUGUGCUAUGAUCUAUUUAUAGGAAACAAAGAUUUACUACAGCACUGACUUUAUUUUUUAAACAAAUAAUUGAGUUACCAGUUAACGGUGAGAUGGGUAACCGUAUAUUAGUAAUUUAUAGCAUGGCACUUUUCAUUGCUUCCUUUGUUUUGUUUAAAUAGCUCCAUGUUUUGUUGAUGCAGUUGAUUAGUAAGAUCAAAUGCAAUCAGAGGAAAAAUACUUUUUUUUUUUUUUACUAAUUUAUGGAUAAGGUGAAAGCCUUAUUGCUUGGUUUUCAAAGGUGCUGAGAAUUUGCAGCCCCCUUUGAGCCUAGCAGAAACUGCAAACACUCAGUACCUCCGAGAAACAGGCCGCCUUGCUUCCAUCCCCACGUGCUGUUCCUGGUCGGUAGAAAGGGGCCUGACUUCGUAGGGUUCUGUUUAGAUGUUUUAUGUGUUUUUCUUUGUAUUGCUGCACAAGUGUACUGGAUAAAAUACGCUUUUCAUAAAAUAUUUACCUGUUUUUAAAUGAAUUUAAUUAUCUCAAUGCAAGUUUUGUAUUUAAGACACUGUUUGAUUUUACUUGUUAUUUAUCAAGGCUGGCCUGGAAAGGGUUUGUGUGUUGAGGAUAUGCAACACUUAUUAACUGCACUAUGGUGACGAUGUUGUAGCUCAAAGGAAUAACUUAAACUUUUAGUCUUUCUGUUGCGGAUGGGGAGGGAGGGUCGGGGAGAGAAGGGGCCGUGUGUGUUCCUGCCAUUAGUUCCUGGCCCGAUUCUUGCCACACGUAGUGUAGUCUUAGCAACAGACCAAGCGAGUCUGCUCUAGUACUAGUAAGGGAUAUUUCUGGUUUUAAGUCAUGGGUUUUACUAGCACCUCUAAGCUUUUAUAUACACAUAUAUAUAUAUAUAAAAUAGAAAUAGAUUUUGCAAUUGAUGUCGGUUGUACUUACAUGACAUAGUCAGUUGCCUACAGUUUUAGGUUUCCGUCCAUUGUAACAUUUUUCAGUGUUAACAAACCACUGGUUUACACUAUUACUGCUGGUCAUUUUGGUACACUUGCUGGAAUUUAAAGGCCCUGAAGAACCAGAAAGUACCUUUUACUGUUGAUACAAAUUGUAUCUUUUUAACUGAGAACUAUUUUGAUUUGUAGAUUUAGUAGAAACACAAAUGUAUAACUAUAGUCUUUUGGGCAACAUUUUAUCUCUUAUUGAAAAAUUAGACAUUUCAGGCGUAGAAUAGAUUUAGGCGAGUAAAAAGUAGUUAUUUGUUCAGGUGUCUGUCUCAAUUUCACAUAUUAAAAAAAAAAAAGAAAAUAAACUAAAGAAACUAUUGGCAUCUUCUUCCUUCUAAAAUCUUCGUAGUGUGAACUCACUAAAAUAAAGGUAAAAUGCUGCCUGAAAAUGAUGUCCAAGCACCUUUGAAUACGAAGACAUUUUCACUACUUGUGCGACACCGUGUGUUGCAGUGAGUAGGAUUUGGGUAUACGGUAAAUGCUUCUAAAGAGCAUUGUGCUUAUAGACAUAUCCAAUAAUCUGAACCGUGUUCAGCAAACUAUUUCAGGAAGUAGUGCUCCAGACAGCUUUCACUGCUGAUUUGGUGUGAGAUCUGAUUUGCCUGUCCCUGGGACAGCACAGGAGCUGCCUGUCCAGCUGUAGCCUUCCCCUCGCUUCGGUUGGUCGCUGUCUGCAGGGCGUUGCUGGAGCGUAGGGGCUGACGUGGUGCUGAUGCUGAGGUUUGGGUUAGGGUUAAGUGGGUCUCAUCUCGGUUGUACACCUAAGAUUUUUUAAAAUGGAAUUACACUUCAGUACUACACCAUAGUGUAGAUGCGGCUGUUUUAAUAAUGCAGCUAUUAUACCUGUGUUUUUAAUGAGUUUCUACAUCUAUUUUUUAUGUAGGAAUUCACUUCUGCCAAAAGCUGAAUUCCUUAAACAUGAACAGAAACGUGUGUUUGUAAUAGGGGCAUUUCAUCUCCCCUAUCCUGUGAGCAUCAGAACACCCCGUGCCGUGUGCCCGCAGCCCUCUGGCCUCCAGGCUUUGUGCCGUACUGCUGAAGCCAACGGGAGACGCGUGGCGGUGCCCGGAUCUCAGUGAGCGGUGCUGAUGCCUCCACUGAUGUUAACGCAGCGCUGAACGCCUGCAAGCGUGUUGGUUGGUAGAAGAUUCCCAUUGUAUGUUCUGCGCUUGGUGCUGAAGCACUGAAAACACUUUCGAAGUGUAAGAACAGGAGUUAUGUGGUGAUUUUUGAUGUUGUGCAAUGAUGUGCUAGUUCCCUUUAGACGCUGUAACGUUGGGUAAAGAAAAUGAGUGGUGGGCGAACUGCUGGGCUUGGUUCUUCCUUUGUUGUAGUUGUGAGUAUUGGAGGAGGAGGAGGAAGAGACCGGUCUGUAUGGAGGGCGGUACCAGCAGUACACGGGGAGCGGUGGUACCGGGCAGGUGGUACUUCUGUCAAUGGAAUUGCACUGACGCAAAUAGCUGAACUUAAAUGGUAAAGGGUGUCUUUGGGAACAGGUUGCCCAAGGAGGUUGUGGAUGCCCCGUCCUUGGAGGCAUUCAAGGCCAGGCUGGAUGUGGCUCUGGGCAGCCUGGUCUAGUGGUCGGCAACCCUGCACUCAGCAGGGGGGUUGAAACUCGAUGAUCUUUGAGGUCCUUUUCAACCCAGGCCAUUCUGUGAUUGAUUCUGUGAUUCUAUGAUCUUGCUAAUACUGCCUUUGCUGCAAGUGCUGUAGUUACAGAGGAGAACAAAGCACUUCAGGUUAGCCCCGUCCACCGCUUUCCUUCUCUUGGCAUCGAGAGCCGUUUGGGUGCUUGGCCAAAGCUCCAUGUGUGCAAGCAGGACCUGAGCCGUGAGAGCUCCCUUGUCAUGGUGCGCACAUACACCGUGUUUGGGUGCACAUCGACGUCAGGCAUCUGCCACCGCUGUUCUCUGUACAAGGGGUGCUGCCAGUAUUUAAAUACGUCCCAUGGGUACCUGACUUUGAGUUCGGUGUGCCUGGGAUGUGGCAGUAUUAAUUGCUACAAUGUCUUUUUACAAACAUAUUUAAAUGUCGUUUUUUUCAGUACCUUACCCUCGCCUGCCAACUACUGCUAGUGCUUUGAGGUAAGGCCACGUCUUUGCAGGCAUCCUGUUUUCUCUGCUAUGUCUGAACUGUAACUCUGUGCCCUGCUGCAAAACUCUGUUGGGAGAGCCAGAAGUCCGCUGCAUGCAUGCAACACCCCAAAAAGGAGAGCCAGCCUGGUGGCACCCGCGGCCUUUGGACUCUUGUUGAACUGUCCCAUCUUCUGCUGGGAAAGCAGCGGUGAAUGGGGAGCCUUUCUCCAGAACUCCCAAACCUGUCCGUGUACACGGAGUAGCUCACGUGGCUGGGAUGCCAUGGCAGGGCGAUGGAUGCAGGACGGGGCCAGGCUGCUGCUGCUGGGUGCGGCAUGGUACAAUGCUUUCCUGCUGUCUGGAGCAUUCAGAAAAUACCCUACUGACUUUGCAUUGCUACUGAAAAUUUAAAAUACUGUGCAAUUAAAGAGACCAUUUUUUAAUAAAAAGUAAGUUAGAAAUUAUUUAUUUUGAUUUACAGUGUGACUCUUGCUAAUUUAUUCCUUGUGUUCUAAGGCCACGGAAGAGUGUAUCUUUUAUUUAGCGUAGGAGCUUAAGCUGCUGAAAUGAAAAAAACAACAGAUUAAAGCUUAAAACGAAAUCCUGUGGCCUUGCUUUGUUGUUUUGUGUUGUUUGUUUGUUUUUAUAAAAGGGCUGAGGUUUUAUAAACAUCAAGUCAUGCAUUUUAUAUACUCUGUAAAUUAUGGAGAGGUACAGUUUAAGAAUUGUCUUUGAAUUUUAGUAUGUAUGUGCACACUGUUUAGACUAACCAUGUAACCAGUCCUAAAAUCGUCUGUGUGAGGCGGUUGUUCCGGCUAACCUCGUGGUGGGGAACAGGAGCUACAUUCAGACUCCACGUGUGGACAUUCCGUACCACAUUUCACACGGUCACGGAUAUCUUAAGGAUUCAUCAGGAGCUGGUGAUCUCAUUGCUCGAUCCCGUGUGCAAUGUCUGGAUCAACGUGUGCAUCAUACUGCUCUGUGUGUGUGUGUUGGGGUAUCCUUCAUUACGAGGCAAUGAGAUACAUGGUAGCUGUCUAUAAAGGCACUGUUGAAUAUAUUGAGUUGUUAAUAAUUAGGAGUAUGCUGUAAAUCAUUUUCCACCUUCCAUUUUCAGGUCUUACAGGUUUGGCAUAACUUAUGCUUGAACUGAUUGUUACUCUGUCUGUCCUUGUACCUCUGAAGGGUAAAUGACAGCAAUAGUUCUCUUCCCCCCUCAGAUCUAAUAGCCACAUGAGGAGCUGGAAGCACGCAGAAACCAAAUCUAUUCAUUGGCAUCUCAGCACAUUCAUCCUCACUGUUUCACAGGUGUAACAGUCUACGCCUUCUAAAACCAAACCUCUCUGUUUUUGUAGGAUGAACCUUGUUGUUGUUCUCCAGUGAAGUCUUAUUUUAAAGGUUGGGUUGGCUGGUUGGCUGCUUUUUAUUUGGAUGAACAACGCUCUUAAUCGUGCUGGUAUUUAAGAAACGUUGUGCCAGCAGAUUGCAGAACAUCGUGCAAGGAAACAGAAAUGCAGCUACAGCAGCAAUAAUUGCGUUCGGUAGUUCUGUUCCCCUCGUUAUCUCUGUGCUUGUAUUGAGUAGGUGAGGUUUUCUCUACCCUGAAGGCAGUUCUGGCAAAGCCAUUAGUUAAGAGUUGUGUUGGGACUAAUUGGUAAAGCAAUUGUCAAAUGCUCUUCGUUCCUUCCCUGGUUGUUCUGUGUCAUUUCUGUGAUGUGGCAACUCGCAUCUUAAAGCCGCCAUCUGAACCAUUCCAAAACACAUGUAUCUGGAUUCUGCUUUUAGAGAAAAAAAAAAAUAAAGUCUUGUUUUCCUCACUGA
Numida meleagris (helmeted guineafowl) is the source of this 12251-nucleotide messenger RNA. RefSeq names its product zinc finger CCCH-type containing 12C (gene ZC3H12C). Gene Ontology annotation, molecular function: RNA endonuclease activity; metal ion binding; mRNA binding. Gene Ontology annotation, cellular component: nucleus; cytoplasmic ribonucleoprotein granule. The transcript is spliced from 6 exons. The record is from RefSeq and is a predicted model, not a curated record. The coding region runs from base 4172 to 6841 and encodes 889 amino acids. Lineage: Eukaryota; Metazoa; Chordata; Aves; Galliformes; Numididae.